Molecule: messenger RNA, 2265 nt
Organism: Daktulosphaira vitifoliae (grape phylloxera)
Lineage: Eukaryota; Metazoa; Arthropoda; Insecta; Hemiptera; Phylloxeridae
Gene: Hsf
Product: heat shock factor protein
Exons: 11
Coding region: 170-1921 (583 amino acids)
Biological process (GO): regulation of DNA-templated transcription
Molecular function (GO): sequence-specific DNA binding; DNA-binding transcription factor activity
Source: RefSeq, a predicted model, not a curated record
AUAAUAAUUUACAUCUCUGUAUAUCAAUAUUGUGUUCAUGUUGAUAUUAAUACUAGAGUUAAAAUUUACGUUACAUACUUUUUAUAAACAAAGUGAAUUUAUGUAAUUGAAAUACAAUUUAUGUCAUGUAACUGAUUCAUUCUUUUUAUAAACGAUUCGUCAAGUAAUAAUGCCUGACAACAAUCCAGUUAAUGACCAAAGGAUACCUUUAUUCUUAAGAAAACUUUGGACCUUAGUUAACAGCCCUGAUACUAACAAUGUCAUAACUUGGAGUAAAGAAGGAGACAGCUUUAUUAUAAAAAGUCAAGUAGCAUUUUGUGAUGUUCUUCCAAGAUAUUUCAAGCAUAAUAAUUUUAUGAGUUUUGUUAGACAGCUACAUAUAUAUGGUUUUAGUAAAAGAAUAUCUGAUGUAGAUCAUACAUCUAAUCAUGGAUCAUCUUCAUCGUGUGAAUAUGCACAUCCUUAUUUUCAAAAGGAUCAUUCGUGUUUAUUGUUAUCAAUUAAACAAAAAAGAGGAGAAAAAGUACAACAAAAUAUUAAACCUGAUAUAGAUUCAAUUGAUACAAUUAGUAAUCUUAUAAAGGAAGUAAAUCAAGUGAAGGAUAAAAACAAAUUACUUGAUUCAAAAUUCAUUGCCAUGAAACAUGAAAACGAAUGCCUAUGGCGUGAACUUGCAGUUAUAAGACAGAAACAUAUGAAACAACAAAGGAUAUUAAAUCAACUGAUACAAUUCCUUGUUACUCUACGGCAACCUAGAAACAAUGAUGCAUUAUGUAGAGAAGUGAAAAACAAUGUUAGAUAUGUACUUCCCAUCAUGCAUCACAAACCAUCUGAAAAGAACACAAAAUAUAAGCCUUCUACUUCGUCAGGACCUGUUAUCCACGAACUAGACCCCUCUGACAUUAUAAUAAAUUCUAGUGAUAAUGAAAAUAAUUCUGUAGCUAUUUUCAAUGAAGUUGUUGAACCUGAAGAUGUUGUUUUAAGUCCUUCUAGUGUGUCACAAAUAUUAAGUAGUCCUAGAAGUUCAAUAGCUGAAGAAGUUUUACUUCCAAAUGAAGUUAUAGCUAAUUCUCCGCUUGAUGAUUUGAUUAGAGAAGUUUCCGUUUCUCCAACUGAUGAUUUAUUGGAACCAAAAUCUACUUUCAUCCCUAUAUCCUCCUCUACUUCUAUACCUGAUACAGCUCCGUUAUUUAAUUCAUCUGGAAAAAGAACAAAACAUGAUAGUUCCAUAAAAAAAAAGCCACAUAUUUCAAAUGAAACUAAGAGUUUUAAAGUUGAGUCUUUAAGAAACCCAUAUAUUGUAAAUGUUGAAACUGAUGGUAAUAACCCUCCAGUUAUAUCAAUUCCUGAUACUGAAGUUUUAGAUCCAGGCGUGUCUAUUCCUAAUGAUAAUAUUUUAUGGAAUGAAAUAACUCCAGAAAAUAAUAUGCAGCUUGCUAAUCCAGAACCAAGGCAAGUUAUAACACAUAGUAACAACAGUUCAGUGUCAACUGAUUUUCCUUUAAUUAUAGAAAAGGAAAGUGUUAGUAAACAUAUUGAUUCUGUUCAAGCAGAUUUAGAGAAUAUAUUAAAAGGUUUAAAUGAUAAAUAUACAUUUGAUGCCAACACAUUCUUGAAUUUUAUAAACGAGGAUCCUACUAGUUUGAGUUUGCCUAUUACAACAGAAGAGCAAUUACUUAAUGAUUCUAAAAAUGAACUAAAUGUAACACAUGACAAUCAAAUUGUAUCUUGUAUGUCACCAAAUACUUAUGACUUAAAUGAUUUAAUGAGUGCAUCAGUGGAUUGGUCAGUACCAAGUACUCCAAUUUCAUUUGAAACUAUAGGUGAAAACAAUGAUGUGUUAAAUACUCCAGUUAUUGGUGAUCCUAUGAUGAAUGCUGAUUCAUAUUUUACUCCUUCAACUAAACCUGCUAAAAAGUAGUGCCACUUUCGUGAAAUAUUAUUUUCUUCUAAUACUAUUUUAUUUUAUUUUAUUUUUAUGUUUAAUUGACUAUAACUAUAUUUUAUAAAAUCAAUUUACAAAACUGAUUUAUUUUAAAACAAAUUAUAUUACAAGAACAAACACUAAAGUUUAAAAAUAUUAUAGCUAUUUUUUUCUGGAAAAUCUCAGUAUGCAUAUAAGGAUACUUAUAUGCAUUUUUUUGUAAAGUUUAUUAAUUCUUAUGUUAUUAAACAGUUAAACUUAAUUUCAAAGUCAUCUUAAUAUAUAGUUGUAUUAUAAGUGUCUAUGUAAUAAGACCCAUUCAAUUUUGCCAUGUAAUGUUU